Molecule: messenger RNA, 795 nt
Organism: Phytophthora sojae
Lineage: Eukaryota; Oomycota; Peronosporomycetes; Peronosporales; Peronosporaceae
Exons: 2
Source: RefSeq, a predicted model, not a curated record
GGGGGAGGCCGCGCGCUGCUGCUUCUCGCCGCCAAGCUCGCACUGGUCUUCGGCUGCGCCAUGGGGGUCGUCCUGGGGCUCUACCUGCUGCUGGUGCGCCGCGUCCGCGAACACGACGCCGCGCUGGGGCUCGCCACGUCGAAGCUGGACGCGCUGUCGCCGCGCAGCCUCUCGUCGCUCCAGGAGCUGCAGCGCUCGCACGAAACCUUCCUGCACGUGUUCUCCGUGCAGUUCCCGCUGGCGCUGGGCUGCUUCACGUGCGUCUACGUGCUCAAACAGACGUUCGCCAUUCCCGGCUCGGCACUACUCAAUGUGUUUGCAGGUGCAGUUCUGCCCAUAGCGCUGGCUUUCCCUCUGGUGUGCGUCCUGACGGCGUGCGGAGCUUCGUGCUGCUACCUGUUGUCCAAGAAUCUGGCCUCGGAGGAGAUCGUGCUGAGUGUGAGUGAGCGACUGCUGCCUGGGAAGCUGCACGCUCUGAGGCAGAAGAUCGACGAUGCUCGGGCACAAGGUCAGUUGCCGUUCUUGUUGCUGUUCCUGCGGGUGUUCCCCUUCACGCCCAACUGGUUCCUCAACAUGGCGAGUCCGUGGCUGCAAGUGCCGCUGAAGCUGUUCGCGCCCUCCGUGGCAGUGGGUUUGCUGCCGUACAACUUCAUCACGGUGCACGCGGGGGCCAUGCUGUCGUCUCUACGGAGCACGAGCGACUUGCUGGACCCGCGUACGAUGGGGCUGCUGGUGCUGCUCGCAGUGGGUAUGCUCAUCCCGGCGCUGCUGAAAAAGAAGGCGAAGGCGCAGGAA